CACAAAGGCCGGAUACGAGAUUCAAACCUCAGAACUGCGAAGUAGAUCUACUAACCACAAAGGCACCUUGCAUGUGCUAACAGCAGCUCUCUACCUAUUUGCCACUCGUUCCAAAAGUCUAUAUGCACACCAACGGUAGCAAGGAAAACAGCACUGUAUUGCAAACCCAAGUGCAUUGCACUGCACAGUAUUGCAAUGAACCUCACUGCUCCCUGCAUUUAUCAGCUAAUGAAAUGACCGUGGUUUGUGUAUGUCAAUAUAAUGCACUGCAUUACAUUUGUGGUUUGAAUUUGCUAGGAAAGUAAAAUCUGGCCACGUCUGGCCCAAAAGUUCUGAGGUGCAGGGUUUGAAUCUUCGUUCCAGCCUGACUGUGUGUAGUUUGCAUAUUUGCUUUGUCCUUGCUUGCAUUUGUUUUCUCCUGGUAAUGUGGCUUACUCACACAUUUCAUAAACAUGCACAUUACGUGAACUGAAAACGAAAUUGUCCAUCGGUGCACCCACAGUCUGCUGAACGACGCAUCAGCUAACCCUAGCAACGACAAGCAGCAUAGAAAAUGGAAGAUCACCUGCCUAUUGGACUUGGUCAUAUUAAUUCUAAGCAAUAUAAACGAGUUGACCUUGCAUGACUUUUAUGACUCUUUUUAAUGAAUGUCAUGCUUAAAAUGCCAUUUUGCUUCGUUGCCAUUGUCACAUUAAUUACAAAUUCAUCAUGCCAUUGUAAUUUUCCAAAUGAACGACCUUUGACUAGUGGCUCCACAGAUAAAAGGUGUUUUAUUUUUGUGUGACUCAUAACUAGACUUCCAUGUUAUCAGACUUUGAAAAUGUCAACAGUAAUAGCUCUGUUCUCUCCGCUCACCUUUCCGUUAAAGAAAUGACGGGGAAAAAGUCAUUAUCAAGAGCACAGGGUGGUAAUGCGGAAGUCAUACAAAUUGUAAUUAGUGAUUUAGAAUGGCAGAAUGAAACAAUACUUAGAUAAUUGUGGUUUUUGGUUAAUACGGCUUUAAUAUACUAUUAUAGUGAUGUUGGUGAGUGUAUUUACAUUUUCAGGAACAUAUUUAUAGUGAUACGUAUUUUUAGUUAUGUAGGAACAGUAUGAUAUUACUAUACAAUCAAAAGAUUUUGAAUUGAUUUAAUUUAUUUACAAAUUCCUGAAGUAAUCCAACUGCAAGUAGUAAUUCAGAAGAAAAAAAUAGGAUAUACACUCACCUGUCAUAACAUUAGGUCACAUUAUAAAGAAAUUCAACACAAGAGCAUCUUUUGAGUGAACAUGCGAGAGAUUUUUCAAACGGUACCAGAAAAAUGCUGUUCUUGUGAAACAUGCUCAUAUUUUGUUUGUCUGCUCGAAUCAUCUGACUGGUUCACAGAGUUAGUCUCACCAUGAUCCUUACAAUUUACCCACAAUUCAUGUUGAUGACCUCUUUUACAUAUGAAUUUGGGGGACAAUAAAUUUAACUGAAGCACUUUAGGUGCUUCCGACCUUUGGUCUGCCUUUUAUUCUUCAUAAAGGUCUCGGACUGUAUCUCGCUUUCAAAUCUUCUCUUCUCUCAGAGGAUGCUGCAUACGCAAUAUGCAUGUCCCCCUUCAGGGCUUCAGACUGCUUUAUAAACCCCGCUUGGGCCACUCACAUAGUUCAAACCUGUUGCUGACGGGGAAGCACAAACCCAAUUGCUGCACAACAUAAAUAAUUUCCUCUUGUAACUCUGCUUUUAUUUCCUUUGGGGUACUAUGUGGAAAGUUAUGCUUUUGGCUCUGUGUCUGCUGGCAAAUGAAGUUCAGCCGAUGGAAAACCCAAUUUAUGGCGUCAAGCUCUGUGGCCGUGAGUUCAUCCGAUCAGUCAUCUUCACCUGUGGCGGCUCACGAUGGAGGCGAUCGCUCAAAUCAUCAGCAGAAGAUCUAUUCAGCUCCCAUCAAGAGUCCUCAGAGGAACUGAGUCACAAUCCUGUGAUGGAGAGUAUACUUCAUAGAAACAGAGAUCUGGAUUUCAUAUCAAGUGAAAACCAAGGCAGAAUCUUCAGCCGGCCAACUCGUUCUUUUAUCACCGAAGAGAUUCUGGAAGCCCUCAGGAAGGCAGAUCGCAAGGGCCGGGAAGUUGUGUUGGGUCUUUCAAACGCAUGCUGCAAGUGGGGCUGCAGCAAGAGUGAGAUCAGUUCCCUUUGCUGAGAAGUGAACACAACAAUUGCACACACAGGGAUACUUACAGUAUGUUUUUGUAUACUGGUCAUAUUAAAACUAAACACACACGUGAAUGUAUGCACUCAUUUUUUUCUUAUGAACCUUUGGUAACAAUUUGGUCAGAAAACGACAUAAUACAUAAAUGCAACCCAGAUUCUGUAAUAAAAGAAUAAAUGUUUGAGGAGGAAGAACAAAAAAAUCUUAUAACUAAAGCUUAAGUUUUAGUUUCUAUUCACUUCACGACACGAUCACUUCACGACACAUUUUUCAUGGAAAACGUCUUACUUCCGCAUAUAUCACGUGACGAUUGCGUCAUAGGAAAUGCUGGAAGGGGUGUGGCUAAGAGAUUCCGGUCAAAAUGUGAGAUUGCAAAAUGUCAGACAUAACGCGUGACGGAAGGCAAAUUCAUGCACAGUGGGAGUCUCAGUGGAGAUGAGGUGUGACAGCACAUACCAGAUCUGCCCAAGGCCUGAGAAGUCAAUGGAAACUCUGGACGUCUAGUUGACAUAAUACAUACUUUUGGCACACACACACACA
Molecule: messenger RNA, 2708 nt
Organism: Hippocampus comes (tiger tail seahorse)
Lineage: Eukaryota; Metazoa; Chordata; Actinopteri; Syngnathiformes; Syngnathidae
Gene: rln3a
Product: relaxin 3a
Exons: 3
Coding region: 1725-2159 (144 amino acids)
Cellular component (GO): extracellular region
Molecular function (GO): G protein-coupled receptor binding; hormone activity
Source: RefSeq, a predicted model, not a curated record